AUGUCUCAAGAUGGUCGGGAAGACAAGCCUGAGGGCUUCUCUAAAUACCUUAAGCGGAUGAAGACCGUCCUCCGUCCUCGGUCAAUGUCCAAACGACAAUCUAUAACGCCUGGGGUAGCCGCUCCAGCCGAAACUACUGCAGAGGAAACAUCACCACCGGCACCAGUAUCGGGACCGGCACCAGUAUCAGCAUCAGCAACAGCAACAGCAUCCACACCAGCACCGGCAUCAGCAUCAGAACCAGCCGAAGAGUUCAGCUCAGGUCCAGUCAUGAUCACCCACUACAGCACGACCCAACAGGAAAAGGCCCGCGCCCUCUUCGCCAAAUACGGCCUGACCGUCGACACCAGCGACUGGAAGGCACCCCCGGACCUCCAACUCACCCGCGUAACCAAACCAAUCCGCAUGCGAGUACACCGUACCUGUCACCGCUGCGAAACAACCUUCGGCAAAGAGAAAGUAUGCGUCAACUGCCAGCACACCCGCUGCACAAAGUGUCCUCGCCACCCACCCGCCCGCAACAAGGAUGGCGAACCAUCAACCCGCAAGCCCAAGAACUCAGACACCUACGUCCCCCAACCCUAUAUGUACCCCAGGACCACGAAUCUCAAGCUCAGCACCACCAAGGAGGUUUCAAUCAAGAUGGCGUCGCCCACGGGCGGCGCGGAUUUCGUCCAUCGACCGGUGCGCCAACGUGUCCACCGUUACUGUCACUUCUGCGCCUCGCUCUUUACCCCCGGCACGAAGGAAUGCCCCAGUUGCAGUCAUGUGCGCUGCAAGAUAUGUCCGCGGGACCCGGCUAAACUCGACAAAUAUCCUGAUGGCUACCCGGGCGAUGCUGAUCCGCCCAAACCUAGACCCGAGCGCACCUGGAAGAAGCCUCGGCAGAGAGUUCAUUAUGUAUGCCAUGUCUGUGAGACUUGGUUCCAGGGCAAUGCGGAAACUUGUUCGAAUUGUGGUCAGGCGAAGUGUGAGAAGACUAAACGAAUCCCACCUAAAAAGCUCAAACGAGAAACAGACCCUGAAGUUCUCAAGAGCAUUGAAGAGAAGCUAGCAGCUAUGGCGCUUGAACCAACAGACACUGCUGAAGCGGCGGCUUGA
Penicillium mononematosum is the source of this 1101-nucleotide messenger RNA. RefSeq lists its product as uncharacterized. Bases 1 to 1101 code for a protein of 366 amino acids. The record is from RefSeq and is a predicted model, not a curated record. Lineage: Eukaryota; Fungi; Ascomycota; Eurotiomycetes; Eurotiales; Aspergillaceae. The transcript is spliced from 3 exons.